Kluyveromyces lactis is the source of this 1422-nucleotide messenger RNA. It is a transcript of the gene ZRT3, whose product is annotated as Zn(2+) transporter ZRT3. Gene Ontology annotation, molecular function: zinc ion transmembrane transporter activity. NCBI's taxonomy places the organism in Eukaryota, Fungi, Ascomycota, Saccharomycetes, Saccharomycetales, Saccharomycetaceae. Bases 1 to 1422 code for a protein of 473 amino acids. The transcript has a single exon. The record is from RefSeq and is a predicted model, not a curated record. Gene Ontology annotation, cellular component: membrane. Gene Ontology annotation, biological process: zinc ion transmembrane transport.
AUGUUGGGUACUGAACAUUUGCCAAAAUGGCUGCUUUACUCAGCGACCUCAUCAUUUUUAUGCAUAUUAGGUUCUUUUAUGGUUCCUAUUGUUUAUGCGUCGUUCAGUUCGCACCGUGAAGUUAACACCAAACUAUUAAACUAUGGUCUUUCAUUGAGUGCCGGUUCAAUGCUAUGUACUAGUUUGUUGAAGAUGCUUGGUUCUACGGAACAGGCCAAUAGUGCCAUUGUAUUCGUCGGAUUUUCAGCCGGAUGUUUGAUAAGUUUCAUACUUAAUUACAUUGUGCAUUCGUAUACCAGCCAAAGUUUGAUCCAUUGUGCUCAUUCUGACGAGGGUGGUGAGCUGAUAUCGGACAACUUUGAUGAUUCUCAUUUGUACGAUAUGCAGACCCAUGCCCAUAGACUCAGCCAUAGCCAUAGCCAUGGUCAUAGCAAUAACUACGGUUUUGGUGCCAGCGAAGUCGAGAAUGAUAUUCCUGAUCCACAACAUACCCAUAGCCAUCAUCAUGAAAUGCUUCCAGAACAUGAAGAAGAAACAACUCCGUUGAUCAACCACAGUGAACAUGAACCUGUCAUCUGUGCCACUGUUAAACCCAAACCAUCAACUUCUUUGUCAGAAUAUCAUAAUGCCAAUGACUGUAUCCCUGUCGUGAGAUCGGCUACUAUUAGCUCGCUACCGCUUGCAAAAUGUGGCAGUGAAACGAAACCACCAGCGUUGUGUAUCGAACCAAAUAUUGGUUAUGAUUUAGAGAAUUUGGCAAUUUACAGAGAACAAUUUAUGUCUAAAGGCGACUCCACCAUGGACAGCCUGUCAGAUCACGGCACGGUUUUACAUGAGAAUGACCACAGACAUGUAAUGGAAACACCUUUUUCGAAACUUCUUUCGAUCGGUAUCCAGACUUGUAUGGUCAUAUGUUUGCACAAGUUCCCAGAAGGCUUUAUCAUUUUCUAUACAAAUCCUCCAGAUAAAGUUAGUGAUGGUAAACCUGAUAUUGGUUUUAGUAUAUUUUUGAGUUUAGCGGUCCACAACUUUAUAGAAGGCUUCGCUAUGACUUUGCCCCUAUUUACCGCAUUGGAAACAAAGUGGCAUGCAUUACUAAUUACCGUGAUUCUUGGUGGUGGAUCUCAGCCUUUAGGGGCAUUGCUUGGUCUUGAAUGGUACAAGCAUUCCAGCCCAGAUCACUCUCCAGAGUAUGCUACUGAGAAGAUGGAUUUCCUGUUAAGUAUAACGUCAGGAUUUUUGUUUGUUAUAUCAUUACAAAUGUUCCAAACAGCUGUUGCAUUUAGUGAUACCCACCAUCAUCAUGAAGGUGAGGAUAAUUCCACCAUCAGAGAACACCACAGUGCAGGAACAACAUGCCUGAAAUUCUGUUGCGUGGGUGUCCUAUUGAUAUUGGCUAGUUCUGCUUUACAGACAUUGUGA